Molecule: messenger RNA, 1236 nt
Organism: Trichoderma gamsii
Lineage: Eukaryota; Fungi; Ascomycota; Sordariomycetes; Hypocreales; Hypocreaceae
Exons: 1
Coding region: 1-1236 (411 amino acids)
Source: RefSeq, a predicted model, not a curated record
AUGGGUUGUGUGGAUCUUAGGCAGGAUGCUGAUGAUCUGCCUCUCGAAACGAAAGAUGGCCUAUGUUCUGUCUGCCAGAAGCUUGGCUUUGACUGGUCUUGGGAGUGCCCCGAAUGCGUUGGUGCUCCUCAUUCGGAUUCAAAAAUUGAAAGACAUUUUCACAUCGGCACAGUGAAGCGCCUUCUUGGUAAACCGUCCUGUCCGGGUUGUCGACUCAUUCUUUCUUCCCUCGAAAUACCGGAACAAAGCCCGCCAUCGCUCAUGGAGCAAGAAUUACAAGUUUCUCUCGGCUUUUUGGUAAAUCACGGUGCAUAUUCUGAAAACUAUGAAGAUGGUUAUGAGCUGCCUGAAGCGACUGAAUCGCUCAAUGAGGACGCUACCGUGUGGGUAGCAUGUUUUGAAGUAACUUUGGAAGGCCCUCGGGUACCUCCUGAUUCAGUACGAAGAGGCAGGAUCAUCAGAAAUGGUCCAUGGUAUGUCAAAGAGAAUAAUGAAGGCGAAAAUUCAGAACUGCGCGGUCGAGCCGUUUCUCCCAUAAUCGACGUCAGCAUAAUCAAAGACUGGAUGAGAGUGUGUGAAGAGGGCCACAGCCACUGCAAACUCUUGGCUCCACUGUCAUCGGAUGAGAGCAAAUUUCGUCUUAUUGAUGUUCAAGAGCAAAGGAUCAUUGAUUCCACGCACUCAGAGAGGUAUAUCGCUCUGUCUUAUGUAUGGGGACUUGCUACGCCUGCAGUCCUCACAAAGGAUACUCUUUCUCAAUAUUCUUUGAAGGGGGGCCUACAGGCUAUACAGAUACCGCAAACGAUAGCCGACUGUAUGCAACUUGUACAAAGCCUUGGUGAACGAUAUCUGUGGGUGGAUUCCCUUUGUAUUAUACAGGACGACGAUGACGACAAGCUAGAGCAACUCCGUACCAUGGAUACUGUAUACCGCAGUGCAACUUUGGUCGUAGUUGCAGCUGCCGGCAACGACGCUCACGCUGGCCUUUGUGGAGUUGGCCAUCUCAAACGACGUGAAUGGCAAAGAAGAGAGACGUUGUGUGGCCUUGCGCAUAUUACAGCUCAGCCACCGCUUCGUGAGACUCUGAAGGGAACCACGUGGAGUUUGCGAGGCUGGACGUUCCAAGAAGCAAUGCUCGCGCGACGAAUUCUUUUUCUAACAAACCAUCAGAUGUACUGGAGCUGUAAACGCAACAAUUGGCGUGAAGAUAUGACUUGGGGAUCUCGGGCGAAAUGA